AUGCAGACACAUCGCUUUGUUUCCCUGGAGACAGCAUACGGCUCUAUUACUCUGUUUACAUCGUUGCUCCACAACAUUUUCCUGCUGUACCACGUGGAUGUAUUCGUCUCAGUCUACAAGAUCGAUAAGUCAUCGUUCUGGUUGGGGGAGACUAUUUUCCUAGUAUGGAACUCCCUUAAUGAUCCAUUAUUUGGCUGGUUCAGCGACAAGAAAUUUUUAAGUCUUUCCUCCUCAAAGAAUAGUAACUCCAGCAGCAUUGUAUGGACCAGACUGAAAACGUUACACCUUUAUGGUCCUUUGUUUGCAUGUGCAUUUAGCCUGUUUUGGAUAAACUGGGCAUGGCCAGGGCUUCAGUUUGCAAUUUGUUUGUGCCUUUACGAUGGAUUUCUGACUAUGAUAGAUCUCCAUCACUCUGCUCUUUUGGCAGAUCUGUCAGUGUCUGAUAACUUGAGGACAAGACUGAAUGCCCGCAGCUCACUUUUUAGUGCAUUUGGGUCUUUGUCAGUUUUCCUGUCAUAUUUGGUCUGGAACAAAUCCAACCUGUUUGUCUUCAGAUGUUUCUGUUAUGGCUUGGCUGUCUUAUCAUUUGUGGGUUAUUCAAUCAUGGUGAGAGUUUUGAAGACAUCAUACAUGAAAUUUCUCAAGGAUUCCGACCCUGACAUUGAAGUAGCACACCCAGCUACAGGAAAUGGAGCGGAUCCAAAAAGUCAAGCUUCAGUUGUGAAAUUUGGGAAGCAACUUUUAAGUCAUAAAAAUUUUCUGUGGUUUGCGUUUCUUAAUUUUAUUCAGGUUUUUCACUGCCAUUUCAACUCAAAUUUCUUUCCAUUAUUUCUGGACACACUGUUAGGAGAGGCUGUUAGUCCUGCCAUUGCAUCUUGUUUGUUGGGAGUAUCUUUUGUUGCACCUCACAUAAACAACCUUUACUUCCUCAAACUGUGUGAGAAACACGGAAUUUAUUCAGUGAUUCGAACAUUAUUUAUUGUCAAGCUGUUCUUAAGCUUUUUAAUGUAUGGAGCUGGACCACAUCAAAUCUGGUUGCUGUGCAUUUUCAUUGCAAGCAACCGAGUUUUCACAGAAGGCACCUGUAAACUUCUGAGCUUGGUGAUAAGUGACCUGGUGGAUGAAGAUGUUGUACUCCACAGUAGGCCUCAAGCGGUGUCUGCUCUGGUGUUUGGAACUGCUGCCCUAGUUUCUAAGCCAGGUCAAACUUUAGCACCAGUCAUAGGGACUUGGGUGUUGAAACUUCAGACAGGCCAUGACAUUUUCAGAACUGGUGAGGAGUCCGGUUCCAUCAAAUUAGAUUUAUCAAAAAUGGAUGCUCAUACAAGAGACGCAUACAGGAAUGGUGUAUUCUUGAUGUUAAUAUGUGUACCGGUGGUGUGUGCAUCAUUCCAGCUGCUGGCUUGGUCAUGUUACACGCUCCGGGACCAGCGUCUUGCCAAGGUGAAAGCAGUCAGGGCAGGGAUGAUGCAUGUGGAAAUAUGA
Candidula unifasciata is the source of this 1485-nucleotide messenger RNA. The record is from the annotation of a GenBank genome assembly. NCBI's taxonomy places the organism in Eukaryota, Metazoa, Mollusca, Gastropoda, Stylommatophora, Geomitridae.